This is a messenger RNA of Lactuca sativa (garden lettuce), 432 nucleotides long. Lineage: Eukaryota; Viridiplantae; Streptophyta; Magnoliopsida; Asterales; Asteraceae. The record is from RefSeq and is a predicted model, not a curated record.
AUGUUGAGACGCUCUUCUCACCAUCGUUCAUCUCCAAAAGAUGGGAUUAGGAGUGAUAGAGACAAACAAAGGGGUACCCGUGAAACAAGAGACAUAGAUAGGGAUAAAGAUAGGAGCAGGGAGGACAUAAAUGGAAAGGGUAGAGAUAAAGAUAGAGAAAGAGAAAGAGAAAGAGACAGAGGUGGUGACAGGGAUAGGGAGAGGGAGAGAGUGAGGGUAAAAAGGGAACAUAGACGUGAACGAGCACCAUUUUCUCUAAACCUUGCAUCAGAAACUGUUUGCAGAAGAAGAGACCUUUUCCCCUUGGGGAAUGAAAAAGAUCAUCUUUCUAAAAAUGAAAUAAGACGUGUUCACUCUGUAAGAGCCCUUGGUCUUAGUCUUAAAGAGAAGGAAGCCGGCAAUAACACGAUAGCAAAGAGCAAAGAAAGCUAA